AUGGCCGAACCAGCUUCUUCUUCUAAGAAAGACUUAAUAGUCUGUGCUGAUCAUGAGGGGGAGGAAAGUGGGUGGACUUCGUACUUCGAAGAUUUCUCAUCAAAUACAGAUUCUUCUUGUUUCAGUUCGUGUGGUGGUGGCUCUUCCCCUUUGGUCUCAGAUGCUGCUUCUUAUUGUGCUGCAUGCAAAUCCUCACACCACCACAACCAUCAUCUUCUUUCCUCACUCUCUUCAAAUAAUUAUGGGGUUCCCCCAAAUCUUCCUGAUAUGAAGCUCAGAUUCAAGAAAUCACGAGCCAACUUGAUUUCAGAAGAUGACCCUUUGGAGGACACUGCUACUUCUCCUCUCAACAGUCCCAAGGAUGGAGAUUUGAAUCCAUCUGAGAUGAUUUCCAGAAAGACAGCCGAACAUGAUCUAUAUGCUGAUUCUACGAGUGAAAGAUUUACAUCGGAGAAUAUCUCAGAUUCGAAGAGAGAUGAAAUUCCCAAGAAAACCAAAGGAAAGAACAACAUGAACUACAAAAACCUGAAGAAAAGAGGGCUCAGUUUGUUUCCCUUGUCCAUGUUGGUUAAUUAUUUUGGGUGACUGAUCAUAAUAAUUUGCCCAUGGCUCGUCUCUCCCCCCCCCCCCAAAAAAAAUCCUUCCCCUCCUUUUUGCUCUUCCUCUGCUUAAAAUGCUGGAGAUGCACACAGAAUACAAUGACUGUGGUAUUUUGAUUGUUAGUGGCGAGAAGAGAGCUGUUUAAGUUUGGCGUAGGUAAAAAGCAUAAAGAGUGUAUUAUUGGUACAGUGUAUAAUAGCGAGGUCUCUAUUAUUUCAUGA
This is a messenger RNA of Neltuma alba, 821 nucleotides long. Its product is annotated as vascular-related unknown protein 1-like. The transcript has 3 exons. NCBI's taxonomy places the organism in Eukaryota, Viridiplantae, Streptophyta, Magnoliopsida, Fabales, Fabaceae. The record is from RefSeq and is a predicted model, not a curated record. Bases 1 to 585 code for a protein of 194 amino acids. Gene Ontology annotation, biological process: xylem development.